Messenger RNA from Diaporthe batatas, 3093 nucleotides. RefSeq lists its product as uncharacterized. Gene Ontology annotation, molecular function: AMP deaminase activity. The transcript is spliced from 3 exons. The coding region runs from base 1 to 3093 and encodes 1030 amino acids. Gene Ontology annotation, cellular component: cytosol. Gene Ontology annotation, biological process: AMP metabolic process; IMP salvage. The record is from RefSeq and is a predicted model, not a curated record. NCBI's taxonomy places the organism in Eukaryota, Fungi, Ascomycota, Sordariomycetes, Diaporthales, Diaporthaceae.
AUGGCCGACCACUCUUUUAUCGAGGACCCCACCUCGGCCUCGACGUCUCCUAAGCUCAACUCCACCGCCAUGCCUCUCGCCCAAGAUUCUGACGGAGAGGAUGACACUGCUACAUUCCAGAGCGCCAGCCCAGACUCAGACGAGGGCAACCCCGGACACGCAACUUCCAAGAGCACCCCGGACGGAGAAGAGGCAGAAGACGAAGACGGCCUGCUCCCUCGAGACAUGCCCAAGAAGACGGCCUUCUACGACCCGGUGGCAGAGCGCCAGAUGACACAGCACGACGCAAAACUCUUCUACCAGCGCAGCCAGCUCGACCAACAGAAGGGUGCCGGCCCGCCAUGGGGUUCCUCGGUGUAUGAAGGCAGCCUCCAUGGCAGCCCGGUCAUCUCCCACGGCGGAGCGGGAGCGGCACUCGAGCGGGCCCUCGGCUCUUCGUAUGACCUGCCGGCCGCUGCGUGGCCUCAGAAUGGCUCGCCUGUUGGCGGUGAGAGUGUGUUUGGUAGUGGCUCUAAGAAAGACACCACCCACUUCUCCAUGCCCAGUAACCGCAGCCAUCCCGAGGGCUACCAGGAGUUCCACAGGGUUCCCAGUGCACUGGGUGUCAGUGCCCAGGAUGCGGUGUACCAGGCUCAGUUGGAAAUGAGCACGGGGGCUCCUCACGGGAUUGGUAGUGCCUCCUAUGUCGGCGCUGAUGCCUCAGUCACAGCCGAACUAAGCGCUAUCCUGAAAAACGUCCAGAAGAUCCUCGACAUCCGUCACAAGUACAUCCGCCUCUCCCUCCAGGGCCCGACAGACAACCCUAAGGACGAUCCGAACUGGCAAAUCUACCCGCCUCCGCCCCAGCCAGUCUGGGUGGGCGACCAGGACAGGGCCGCUCACGGAAGCAAUGGACCAAAUAGCAUGACGAAUAGUACGACUUUGCCGGCCGAUCCAGCAGCAGCCCACACUCCUAAGAAGAGACGCAAGCUCGGCGAGGACAUCGGUUCGGACUUCGACAUGGCUGACCUAGAGCCUCUGCCCGGCCCAAGCGAGAUGACAUUUGGUCUCGAUCCCAACGGAGUGUACCAGGUCUUCGAGAAUGAGGCAGCUCAAGCAGCCAACACGCCGGCCAUCAAUGUUCCAACUAUCAAGGAAUAUUAUAUCGACCUGGAUGUGAUCUUGUCAGUGUCGUCUGAUGGGCCGUCAAAGAGCUUUGCCUUCCGCCGGCUGCAGUACCUGGAGGGCAAAUACAACCUGUAUGCCCUCCUGAACGAGUAUCAAGAGACUGCCGACACCAAAAAGGUGCCUCACCGUGAUUUUUACAACGUCCGAAAGGUCGACACUCACGUGCACCACUCGGCCUGCAUGAACCAGAAACAUCUCCUCCGCUUCAUCAAGAGCAAGAUGAAGAAGUCACCAGAUGAGGUGGUGCUGCACCGUGACGGCAAAUACCUCACCCUGCGAGAGGUCUUUGAGAGUAUCAACUUGACGGCAUACGAUCUCAGUAUCGAUACUCUAGACAUGCACGCCCAUACCGACUCGUUCCAUCGAUUUGACAAGUUCAAUCUGAAAUACAACCCCAUCGGAGAAUCCCGCCUGCGUACCAUAUUUUUGAAGACGGACAACCUGAUCAAGGGCCGCUACCUUGCAGAAAUUACCAAGGAGGUCAUCGCGGAUCUGGAGUCGAGUAAGUACCAGGUUGUGGAGUGGCGUAUUUCGAUUUAUGGGCGGUCGAUGGAUGAGUGGGACAAGCUAGCCGCAUGGGUUGUCGACAACAAGCUCUACUCUCACAACGUCCGCUGGCUCAUCCAGAUUCCCCGCCUGUAUGACGUGUACAAGGCGAGCGGUACCAUGGAGACAUUUGAGCAGAUCGUCAAGAACAUAUUCGAGCCGCUCUUCGAGGUCACCAAAGACCCCCAGAGCCACCCUAAGCUUCAUGUCUUCCUGCAGAGGGUGGUCGGCAUCGACAGUGUCGACGACGAGAGCAAGGUCGAGCGACGCCUGUUCAGGAAAUACCCCGUGCCCCGGGUCUGGGACACGAAGCAGAACCCGCCCUACAGCUACUGGAUUUAUUAUAUUUUUGCCAAUAUCACUUCUCUCAACUUCUGGAGAAAGCAGCGCGGCUUCAACACGUUCGUCAUCCGGCCGCACUGCGGCGAGGCCGGUGACGUGGAGCAUCUGGCAGUGGCUGCCCAAUGCGCCCAUAGCAUCAGCCACGGCCUGCUGCUGCGCAAGGUGCCUCUGCUACAGUACAUCUUCUACCUCGAGCAGAUUGGCGUGGCCAUGUCUCCGCUCAGCAACAACGCGCUGUUCCUGGCCCUGGAGCGGAACCCAUUCCACCAGUACUUCAAGCGCGGCCUGAACGUGUCGCUGUCCACGGACGAUCCCCUGCAGUUCGCCUACACCAAGGAGCCGCUGAUGGAGGAAUACGCCGUGGCGGCGCAGAUCUACAAGCUCAGCGCCAUCGACAUGUGCGAGCUCGCCAAGAACUCGGUGAAGCAGAGCGGUUUCGAGCACUCGAUCAAGCAGCACUGGCUCGGCCCCAACUUCCUGAGGCCCGGGUUCAGGGGCAACACCAUGGUCAAGACCAACGUCCCUGACAGGAGAGAGGAGUUCCGAUACCGCACCCUGCUCGAGGAACAACAGAUGGUCGAGAUGUACACCUCGUACGCGGCAGAGACCCCGGCCGAGUCAGCCACGGCUGCACCCAGCGGUGCGGCCUCAGCUGUACCCAAGUCGCCGGCCACGAUCAUGAAGACCAGCCUCAACCCGGAAGGGCAGGCGCCAACGCACGCGCACGCGCACGCAAUGAGGGUGGCGCCGACGUCCUCCCCCACCACAGGCUCCAUGCAGCAGCAGCCGACGUCCGCGCCCGCGCCGCCGGGGCCUGGUGCCGUCCAGUCCGCGGCGUCGUGGCCCAUCGACCCCAUGAUGGACGCAUCCCUGUCGGGCAGCGAGCCGCGCAUCUACCCGGGCAUGAUCAGCAGGAGGCAGAGGACCAACAGCCUCCGGCAGGGGUCAGGACACGAGGCCGACGGCACGGCGAAGAAGGGAGCUUCCGGCGGCAUGGACGAGGUUGAGGAAGAAGCCGUUGAGAACUCGGAGGAUUGA